Molecule: messenger RNA, 821 nt
Organism: Sinocyclocheilus grahami
Lineage: Eukaryota; Metazoa; Chordata; Actinopteri; Cypriniformes; Cyprinidae
Product: ras association domain-containing protein 2-like
Exons: 4
Coding region: 98-484 (128 amino acids)
Biological process (GO): signal transduction; positive regulation of protein kinase activity; positive regulation of JNK cascade
Cellular component (GO): cytoplasm; nucleus
Source: RefSeq, a predicted model, not a curated record
UUAGUAAGCCCUUUUGCUCACAGUUGUUUCUGUCAAACAGACGGCAGUUUUUACGCCUAAGUUCGGCUCUGUGACCAACGUCCGCGUCAACAGCUGCAUGACGACAGCACAGGUCAUGCGGUUGCUGCUCAACAAGUUCAAGAUUGAGAACAGCCCGGAUGAAUUCAGCCUUUAUAUCGUCCACACCAGUGGAGAGAGACAUCAGCUGAAGCCCAAUGACCAUCCUUUGGCGCUCAGAGUUUUGCAAGGCCCUUGUGAACAGGUCAGCAAAAUGUUCCUAAUGGAGACGGACCAGGUGGAAGAGGUCACCCAUGAUGUGGCACAAUACAUCAAGUUUGAGCUUCCUGUUUUACAAAGCUUCAUUGCUAAGCUGCAAGAGGAAGAAGAAAGAGAGAUGCAGAAACUGAAGAAGAGGUACGCAGAUAUGCGCCGUAUCAUCAAGAAAUACAUGCGGUCUUUAUCUGAUUCAACUAACAUUACAUGAUGAAGCUGUGCAGGCAUGUAUCACUCGUGAACACAAUCCUCAAGGCACCAACAGUAGUGACAAAACAGUGCUGUCUCAGGAAAAGGAACAUAUUUUUAGUUCAAUUGGGCUUUUAUUGUCUUCACAUAAUAUAUAAUAUAAUAAUACAGCAGUAUCCAAAGGUACCAUGACUUUCUCUAAAUAAGCUUCAUUGGAUAAACCUUACUUAGCCUUCUUUUUUACAAAGGAAAGCAAAUGGGUCCAAAAAUGUAACAUUGUUUGACUUUCACUCAUGCACAAUGAUAAUAAUAAUAAGCCGUAAGAAUGGUAAUUCAAAAUUUGAUAAAAUGUAUAGCCC